GAGCAGAGCCCGGGGUCAGACACCGAAGCGCUGGCCGAGAGGACGUCUUGCUCGUUUGGUUCGCACCCGGACCUCCCUUCGGGCGCCUCCCUGCCCCAGCCGCCUCCUACCUCAUCCAUGGAGGAGAUCCAGGUGGAGCUGCAGUGCGCGGAUCUUUGGAAAAGGUUCCACGACAUUGGCACGGAAAUGAUCAUCACUAAAGCAGGCAGGAGAAUGUUUCCUGCGAUGAGAGUGAAGAUUACAGGGUUGGACCCUCACCAGCAGUAUUAUAUUGCCAUGGACAUUGUGCCUGUGGAUAACAAGAGAUACAGGUAUGUGUACCACAGUUCCAAGUGGAUGGUCGCAGGAAAUGCAGACUCCCCUGUGCCUCCCAGAGUUUACAUCCACCCUGACUCAUUAGCCUCUGGAGAUACCUGGAUGAGGCAGGUGGUCAGUUUUGAUAAGCUCAAGCUGACCAACAAUGAGCUGGAUGACCAAGGCCACAUUAUCCUGCACUCGAUGCACAAAUACCAACCGCGCAUCCACGUGAUCCGCAAGGACUUCAGCAGCGACCUCUCCUCCACGAAGCCAGUCCCCACCGGCAAUGGGGUGAAAACCUUCAACUUCCCCGAGACCGUCUUCACCACGGUCACGGCCUAUCAAAACCAGCAGAUCACCAGAUUAAAAAUUGACCGGAAUCCAUUUGCAAAAGGGUUCAGGGAUUCUGGAAGGAACAGAACUGGCCUGGAGGCCAUUAUGGAAACAUAUGCCUUCUGGAGGCCCCCCGUGCGGACCCUCACCUUUGAAGAUUUCACCACCAUGCAGAAGCAGCAAGGGGGCAGCACGGGCACUUCCCCGACGACCUCGAGCACUGGGACCCCCUCGCCCUCUGCAUCUUCUCACCUCCUCUCUCCAUCAUGUUCCCCCCCAGCCUUUCACUUGGCCCCCAACACUUUCAAUGUCGGCUGCCGGGAGAGUCAGCUCUGUAACCUGAAUAUCUCCGAGUAUCCUCCGUGUGCCCGAAGCAACAUGGCGGCCCUGCAGAGCUACCCGGGGCUGAGCGAGAGUGGAUACAACCGGCUCCAGAGUGGCACCGCCUCUGCUGCUCAGCCUUCUGAAAACUUCCUGCCUCAGCGGACUCCAUCCUUGAUCUCAGGAAUGCCUGCUCCUUCCUCGCUGCCGAGCAACGGCAAGAUGGAAGCCUACGGUGGCCAGCUGGGGUCAUUCCCAGCCUCUCAGUUCCAGUAUGUCAUGCAAGCCGGCAACCCGGCCUCCACCUCUUCUUCUUCCCACAUGUUCAGUGGUGGCCAUAUGCAGCAGAGCUCCUACAACGCCUUUUCCCUCCACAAUCCUUACAACUUGUACGGAUACAAUUUCCCCGCUUCUCCGAGGUUGACGGGAAGCCCCGAGAAACUGCCCGCCGCCCAAAGCACUUUACUCUGCUCUUCGCCUUCCAACGGGACUUUUGGAGAGAGGCAGUAUCUUUCGACGGGGAUGGAUCAUGGGAUGCACGUGAUCGGCAGUCCUCCCGGAAACAGCCAACCAACAGCCAACGCCUGUGAUAACAGACAGUAUGGAGCUGUACCGGGGUCGUCUUCACAAAUGCCGGUGCACAUGGUUUAACCAGUGCUCGGCGUCAUCCCCUGUGGAGAGAGAACCUCGUGGUUUAUCUUGGCACCCUCAUCCCUGUUGCGUUUGCGACGUAAAAUAGGACUAGUCUCUGAGCGAUGUACGGAAAUGCAAGCCAUCUAUAGCUAUAAUCCAAAGAACCAGACCGAGAGCUGCAGGCACGACAGCCAUCGCUACCUUGCGUAGCUAACUGGUUUCUGUCUCGGUGGAUUCUUUUUUUUA
Heteronotia binoei (common prickly gecko) is the source of this 1830-nucleotide messenger RNA. RefSeq names its product T-box transcription factor 15 (gene TBX15). The record is from RefSeq and is a predicted model, not a curated record. Bases 118 to 1602 code for a protein of 494 amino acids. NCBI's taxonomy places the organism in Eukaryota, Metazoa, Chordata, Lepidosauria, Squamata, Gekkonidae. The transcript has 7 exons. Gene Ontology annotation, biological process: regulation of transcription by RNA polymerase II; positive regulation of DNA-templated transcription; cell fate specification. Gene Ontology annotation, molecular function: DNA-binding transcription factor activity, RNA polymerase II-specific; RNA polymerase II cis-regulatory region sequence-specific DNA binding. Gene Ontology annotation, cellular component: nucleus.